AUGCGUUUAGCGAUUGUGUGCGCCAGCCUGCUUCAGGCAUGUGCGGCGUUAUCCACGGUGGGCCGAAGAGCAUGCCAGCACCCUACUCCCAAGCCCCUGGAUGGAUGUCCACCGAACACGCUCCUCGUUGGACGGGGAGGUGACUUUUCUACCAUCCAGUCUGCGGUACUGAGUCUGCCAAACGAUACGACGCCUUACCAUAUCCUUGUCCUUCCCGGCAACUACACGGAGCAGGUCAACGUUACACGCCCUGGGCCAGUCUACCUCUUUGGUCAAACCGCAUUUCCGGCUGACCAGUCCAAGAAUGCUGUCAAUGUCAUCUGGAGAAACGCCACUGGAGCUGGUUUAUCCAAACUGGACAACGCCUACACAUCCGUCCUCACGGUUGCGCCAACCUUCAACGCCAGUCUGACAGGUUCAGGCCCGACUGGCUUCCCCGUCCCCGCCGACACGCCCUUUGGCAACAACGACUUCCGGGCGUACAACCUCAACUUCAUCAACGACUACAAGCCGUACUCGGCUGGGCCAUCGCUCGCGGUAUCCGUCAGCUACGCCAACGCGGGUUUCUACUACUGCGGUUUCUACUCGUACCAGGACACGGUGUACAUUGGCAAGCUGGGCAACGCCUACUUCUACAAGAACGAGAUUGCUGGCGAAACCGACUUCUUCUACGGCUUCGGCACCGCCUGGAUUCAGUCCAGCCUCGUCACGCUGCGCAGCUGCAGCGGCGGCAUCACCGCAUGGAAGGGCACAAACACGACGUUUGAAAACAAGUACGGCGUGUACAUCCAUGACUCGGACGUUAGGAAGGCAAACGCCUCGCUUUCUAUCCAGGGCCAAUGCGCGCUUGGAAGGCCGUGGAACGCGCUGCAUCGCUCCAUCUUUGCCAACUGCAAUCUCGAUGAUUCCAUCCAGCCGAAUGGAUACAUCAAGUGGGGCAAGAGUGAUCCAAGGGUUGGUGUCAACACCACCAUGGCCGAGUACAACGACUACGGGCCGGGAUGGAACGAGACGGCAAGGCGGGAGAGUAACGUGACUAUCGUCAUGGGCUGGGACCAAUACAAGAACUAUUCCAGGAUAGAGAAGGUGUUUCAGUAUCCGUUUUCGGGUGAGUUUGGGAAUACGGCUUGGAUUGAUCGACAGCCUGAUCGGUAG
Molecule: messenger RNA, 1155 nt
Organism: Exserohilum turcica Et28A
Lineage: Eukaryota; Fungi; Ascomycota; Dothideomycetes; Pleosporales; Pleosporaceae
Product: carbohydrate esterase family 8 protein
Exons: 1
Coding region: 1-1155 (384 amino acids)
Biological process (GO): cell wall modification
Molecular function (GO): pectinesterase activity
Source: RefSeq, a predicted model, not a curated record